GGCUUUUUUUUGUUUGUCUGAUCUGUAAGUUUUAAGCUAUGAGCUCCUCAGAUUCUCUCAAAUCAACCCCUUUGAAGUCCAAGGCUUCUCGGAGCCUAACCUCGAAAUCUCCGGUUUCCAAAACCCCGGAAAAGAACUCCUCUCGGCUCCCCAACCGUGCUUGUAACCGUGAAGUCGCCCUCUCCGCUAAGGAGAUCCGGCAAGUGGCUCAGACUCGAUCCAAAGCUUCUACCCUCCAGAUCAAGUCAGCCCGAAAGCAGAUCUUAUCCUGGCCCACUGAAUCUCCACCACCCAAAGCCUCCGGUGGCCGUCCCGAUAAACUCCCUGAAAAGUACGAGAUAUUGUGUGAGUUUUACGAUAGUUUAGAUUCUGCAAUCCGGCUGCUAAGAUUGAAGGGGUCAAUGCCCACUUUUACAAAUAUCAGCCCCAAAAUAGAGUGUUUAACUGAUAGGAGGUUUUUAUACAGUCACUUGGCUCAACUAAAGCAUAUUUUAGCGGAGGCGAUUGAGAUAAAGAGAAUUCUUGUGUUUGAUGAGAUGACUAGUUGUAUGAAACCAGAUCUCCACGUAAGCAUCAUUCUGGAUGCGAUUGACUUUGGGGACAACUUAAAAUCCGAGACUAAGAAUCUGAGGUUAAGGAAGGUUUUUCGAGCUCGUCUUGUGGACUAUAGCAAGGCUCAUCCUGAGGGUGAUGAAAUUCCAGAAGAAGAUCUCCCAGAGCCGUUCAAUCGGUCAAAGCAGAAUUUGCAACUGAAUGCAUCAUCAAUUGAUACACUCACUGAGAAGAAAACUUUGGCAAUGCAAGGUGAAGUUAUUCAAGAGGAAGUAGAGCCACAUCCUUCCAAUCAUACAAAGUUCAAUUCAAAGCUAGCUCCGGAGACUUUAUCUGGUUUCGUUAAUGACCAGCAACCUGUGGUAGCAUCACAUGUAUCUAGAUCAUUUAGAAAGCGCUUUUCCCUGAAAACCACAAGCAAAGCUCAGGAAGCUUUGCAAAAAUGUUCAGAUUUUCAAGUACCAGAUGUAUGUACCGACAGAUCUGCCUCCAGUGGUGACACUACCUUUGCUCCAACUCCAUCCCCAACAAAGCUUUUAUCUAAACAAACUACCAGUGAGACAUAUCCAAAAAAUUGCCUCCCUGCAACUCCAAUCAAAGAGUUAAAACCGUUAAAAACUGCAGAUGAGUCCCCUAUGAAAGCUGUUAAUAUUGAUUCCACUCCUGUGAAACUCGCUUCAACUCCUGCCAGGCUGAUGAUGGCCACACCUACUCUACAGUCACAAAAGAGAUGUUACAUGAGCCCAGAUGAGGUUUCUGUUACUUCAUCAAGCAAGCUGGUACGCCGACCACCACGUACCAGGUCCUUGAAAUUUGACACUCCCCUGAAGGAAGAGAAACUUGUUGGUGAAGUGCAAGAAAUGGCAGGCAAACCAGUUGAUAAUGAUGAAGAUGAUGUUCUUUCUAUUUUGACUGAAAGCCUUCAGCACUCGACAAGGGAGAAAGAGAGGAAAGCAUUGGAGGAGCGAGAUCCAGCAAUCUCGGAAGCAAAGAGACGGCAACAAAUGAUUGCCUGCCUACCUAAUCUCUUCAACAUGAUUCACUAUUUUUUCCAGUCCAUAAAUUGGUCGGUUAUUACAAAAGAGGAGCUUAUGCACAAACUAAUUGCUGGUCAUUGUGAUAUUGCAGAUAGAGGAGAAGUUGAAGAACAGUUAAAACUGUUGCAAGAGCUAGCUCCAGAAUGGAUAUAUGAAAAGAUGGCCUCUGCUGGGGAUUUACUUGUUUGCAUCAAUAAAGUGGCAAGCCCAGAAUCAAUACGAAUGUGUCUCCAGGAGGCAAAAUGAGAGGAGAAUCAGUGCUGUGUUUCAUUAAAUUAUUAAUAUUAACAGCUGGAGUUUGAAGUUUCCGCGUAGCUUCAGCUUUUGUACACAAUUUAGAUGUAUGUAUAACCCAUAUUUAUGUAUUUAGAUGGUAGGGAUGCUAAGA
Messenger RNA from Hibiscus syriacus, 1977 nucleotides. RefSeq names its product CDT1-like protein a, chloroplastic. Bases 39 to 1835 code for a protein of 598 amino acids. Gene Ontology annotation, biological process: DNA replication checkpoint signaling; DNA replication preinitiation complex assembly; mitotic cell cycle. The record is from RefSeq and is a predicted model, not a curated record. NCBI's taxonomy places the organism in Eukaryota, Viridiplantae, Streptophyta, Magnoliopsida, Malvales, Malvaceae. Gene Ontology annotation, cellular component: nucleus. Gene Ontology annotation, molecular function: DNA polymerase binding; DNA binding. The transcript has 7 exons.